UUUUUAUUAUAUCUUACGUAAUAAUUGUUGGACUCUGUUCACGAUGAAACUCAGAUUCAGAAUACUACUUUUAAGCUUGCACAUGACUUAUAUAUGUAUCCGGCAUAAUUAUAACUUUGUAUUUAUAAUAACUUAAUUUUAUAUGAAAAUUCAAGUGUAUCGAUUCAUUACCACAAUCACAUGUUUUGGUCGUAUACAUAGGAUGGUAUCUAUAUUGUAAACUUUAAUUAAAAUUUUAAUGUCAUGUUUAGCAAUAGUAAUUUUGUUCAACAAUAUUAAAUUGUUAAAAAAUAAUAAAUUUAUUUGUCAAAUGAAACUAUAGUAUUAUAUUCAUUCAAUAAAUCCUUUGUGUUAUAGCAUUCAUACUUGUGUUACUACGUAUUAGUAUUAAACAGGUGUGCAUAGUUGUGAAAUAAUUACAACAUAAUUGUAUAACUAAUAUAUAACAAAUUUAAGUAUUUCACUACAUAAAUCGAAUGAAUACUCAUCUAAUUCAUAUAUUUUUACUUCUGUUAUAACCUUAUCAAAUAAUUUUCAAACAUUAUGUCGUCUAAAAUUUGGAUUUGGAAAAACGUUCCCGGUAUUACUGGUCGAUAUAACGAUAUAAUUUAUUCACGUCCUGUAUUAUCUUCAAAUCAUGAUGUUCUUGUAUAUUUUGGAGGUGAUAUUCAGGACAUUCAAGAAAACAUGGAACACACUGAUAGUAAACAAUAUGUAGAAUGGAGUUUAGAAAAUACAGCUAAAAUGCUUACUAUAAGCUUUCCAAAAAAACAUAUCCUUUUGAUUCGACCAUCCAGGAUAUUAGGAACAUUAAGUUGUUUCGAUAAUUUUGUACCAUCAAAAGAAUAUGGUAUACCGUUAUUUUGCCCAACACAUAAUGCUCUGAAACAUUUACAAGAAUUAAUUAAAUCUUCGUUAAAGCAGAUAAAAACAUAUAAUAUAGAUAAGGAAUUUCCUUAUUUGAAUAUUGGAGGAAUAACAUUAAUUGGCUUUAGUAAAGGUUGUGUUGUUUUAAACCAAUUACUCCAUGAAUUUCAUUAUUACCAAAAUAAAUUACAACCUGAUAUUGAAAUUAAUAAUUUCAUACAUCUCAUUAAAAGCAUGUGGUGGUUGGAUGGUGGUCAUGCAGGUUGUAAGGAUACAUGGAUUGUGGAAAAAUCCAUACUAGAAUCAUUUGCAAAAUUAAGAAUAGAUGUUAAUGUUCAUGUUACACCAUAUCAAAUUCAAGAUUGUCGUCGUCCGUGGAUUGGUGAAGAAGAAAGCUAUUUCUGUAAUAUUUUACAAAGUAUGAAAAUUCCUAUAAAACGAACUUUACACUUUGCAGAUAAGACAAGAAGUUUGCAAAAUCAUUUUAAUGUACUUAAAAUUAUUGGAAGUUACACAUAGUAAUGUUACAUAUCUUGUUAACGUAAGAUGAAAAAUAUGACAAUUUCUAAUGUUUCAUUAAUUAGUUAAUGAUACGAAAAUAUAUAGGCUUCUUAAAUACAAUAUCACAUUUCAUAGAAGAUUUGUAGAACCUCUAUUAAUCGAAUUAAGUAUAAAAUCUUAAUUUUGUAUUUUCAUGUACAAUUUAAAAAUAAUAUAUUCACACAAAGAAUGAUAUAUUUAUAUAAAAAAUAAAUAUUGAUAAUAGAGGUUCAACUAUAUGUUUCAUAGUAUUAUGUUAAAAUAUUAUUUUCACAUAAUAACUUAAUAUGUACAUAAAAACUUUAUAGCAUAUUCUUAAUACCUCAAUAGUAAUGUAACAAUGUAAUAUCUCAAUAACUUAAGUUGUAUCGUAAUUUAAUUUUUACACCUUUGUAGUAGCUUAAGGUGUAAAAAUACCACUUCUUUAAUUGUGUAAUAUUAUAAAUAAUAUAAAUUUUAAGAAGUAAUUUUCGUAUAGCGUAAAACUUUAUCUACAAUAUACAAAUAUUUACUUGUACAGUGAUCCAUACAAAAUGAUAAUAUUUCUUUGAAUAUUACUAGCAUCUAUUUGGACAUUUUGUACGAUAAUAAGUUAUACUUCCAGAUUCUGAAACAAUUAAUAAAUAAUAAAGGUUUAGAAACAAUUUGAUAUUAAAUGAUAAAAUUCAUGUAAGUUUUCUGUAAUAAAAACACUUA
Molecule: messenger RNA, 2103 nt
Organism: Frieseomelitta varia
Lineage: Eukaryota; Metazoa; Arthropoda; Insecta; Hymenoptera; Apidae
Product: UPF0565 protein C2orf69 homolog
Exons: 5
Coding region: 544-1386 (280 amino acids)
Cellular component (GO): mitochondrion
Source: RefSeq, a predicted model, not a curated record